This is a messenger RNA of Penicillium manginii, 1503 nucleotides long. RefSeq lists its product as uncharacterized. Gene Ontology annotation, cellular component: membrane. The record is from RefSeq and is a predicted model, not a curated record. Gene Ontology annotation, biological process: transmembrane transport. Gene Ontology annotation, molecular function: transmembrane transporter activity. Bases 1 to 1503 code for a protein of 500 amino acids. The transcript is spliced from 2 exons. NCBI's taxonomy places the organism in Eukaryota, Fungi, Ascomycota, Eurotiomycetes, Eurotiales, Aspergillaceae.
AUGGAAGAAGGUGGCACCGCCCGAAAGCGCCAUACCAAUGCCACCGCAGAGGCUGAUGCCUCCCUUGAGCGGAUGGGCAUAAAAUCCGAUUUAGAACGAAAUUCGUUCUCUAGCAUGUCGAUGCUUGGAAUGGCCUUUGCUAUCGUCAACUCGUGGUGUGCGAUCGGAACCACCGUCAACGCUUCCCUGCCAUCUGGCGGACCCAGCAGCGCCGUUUGGGGUAUUUUGAUCGCAGGAAUCUUCAACUUAUGCUGUGGCGUGUCGCUUGCCGAGUUUCUGUCUGCCUACCCGACUGCAGGUGGCCAGUAUCAUUGGGCAGCUGUUGCCAGCUGGAAAUCGACAAGACGCGCAGUUAGCUACAUCACCGGUUGGAUCAAUCUUGCUGCGUGGGUAUGCCUAGCAGGAGCCAACUGCUUGCUUGUGAGCGGAAUCAUUAUGAGUUAUGCGGAAUUGAUGAACCCUGCUUUUGAGCCGAAGCCGUGGCAACGAUUUCUUUUGUAUAUCGCCAUCGGUGCCAUGGCGUUCAGUUACAACUUAUUCGCCAAUCGCUUCCUCUCUCAUCUGAACAAGUACAACAUGUUCUUCACGCUGGCGGGUUUCAUUAUCAGCCUGAUCGUUAUCCUCGCGUGUGCAGCUCCGGAUUUCCAAAGCGCGAAAUUUGUGUUUGGGGGUUUCAUUAAUGAAUCAGGCUGGCCAGAUGGCUGGGCCUGGCAAUUGGGUCUAUUGCAGGGUGCCUUCUCCGUGACUGCCUACGACUCGACCAUCCAUAUGAUUGAAGAGAUGCCGAAUCCCACAACCCAAGGCCCCAAGCUGAUGAUAUCCGCCAUUGUAAUGGCCGUCAUCACUGGAUUUGGGUAUAUCGCUGCUGUGCUCGCCGUCAUGACUGAUAUUCCAUCGGCAAUUUCGGCCUCGGAACCUUUGCUGGAAAUUUACUACCAGGCUACAUCGAGCAAGGCCGGUAGUAUAUGCUUGAUGAUGUUCCCCCUGCUAUCCUUUGUCCUAUGUGCCAUCGACGACAUGGCCACUGCCGCCCGCAUGGCAUACGCUUUGGCACGGGAUGGCGGAAUGCCAUUCAAUCGCCAUUUUGAACGUGUGAGCCCAAGGUUCGGCCUCCCUGUGGCCGGAUUGAUAUGGUGCUUCGGCUGGGUUAUUGUCCUUGGCCUUAUCUUCCUCGGCUCUGACAACGCUUUCAACGCUAUAAUUUCCGCCGCUGUGGUUUCUUUCACCAUUACCUACGCCAUACCGCCAGGAAUCAACAUGCUGCGUGGCCGUCGCAUGCUUCCUGAAAAUCGCAGUUUCAAGUUGCCCAACACUGUUGGGUAUAUCUGCAAUGCGGCAGAUGUUGCUUGGGCUUUGCUCACGACUGUUCUCUUCGUUUGGCCAACAUCGAAUCCAACUACCCCAAGCAACAUGAACUACUGCAUUGCCGCAUUUGGAGUGAUUCUCGUGAUUGCUGGGUCAAACUGGGUCUUCAGUGCUCGAAAGACCUAUAGGCCCCCCUAA